AAAAGGUAUUCUUGGCACUGGCUCCUCACACAAUCAGCCUUCCAAGGAAAAAGUCACCUGGUGUCUGUGAUCAAGGUUGAAAUCACACAAAAAUGUCUUGCCAACAAAGUCAACAGCAGUGCCAGACCCCUAAGUGCCCUCCUAAGUGUCCUCCCAAGUGCCAGACUCCUAAGUGCCCACCCAAGUGCCCACCAAAGUGUCCCCCCAAAUGUCCUCCCAAGGCUCCAUGUCCUCCUCCAGUCUCUUCCUGCUGUGGUUCUAGCUCUGGAGGAUGUUGCAGUCUUGGGGGAUGCUGUGGGUCCAACUCUGGGAGAUGCUGCAGCUCUGGAGGAUGCUGCAGCUCUGGCUCUGGAGGUGGCUGCUGUCUCUUUUCCCAUCACAGGAGAUCCCACAGGAGAAGACACCAGAGAUCUGACUGCUGUGAUAGUGGUAGUGGGCGCAGCCAGCAGUCUGGUGGCUGCUGUGAAAGCUCUGGAGGGUGCUGUGGUAGCUCUGGGGGCUGCUGCUGAUCAUCUGGCUCUCUUUACAUCAAGAAACAUUGACGUGGAACCAAAAACCAAUGACUCUACCCAACCUUGCAGUUGUUCUACCUCAUCAUUUACUUUUUACCUUGCUGAGAUGGUCUUUGUGGAUUUUACUCUCCCAAAACCUUCAUUGACUCUAAUCCUUGCACUUUCCUAGCUUCAGUUUCAUUCUCUACUUCUUGUGGUCAUUGACUAUUUUCAACAAUAAAUAGACAUUUAUGAAAUUCUUUGUUUAUUCAUAAUUGUCUUCUGCAUCUUUCUGAUCUUUCUUCAUAGUUAGAUGCCUAGAAAUUCCAAUGUACUUUUAAAGAGAUAAAUUCACUGUUCUUUGUUCUCCAAAUAAAUAGCUUGUAUUGGCA
This is a messenger RNA of Sarcophilus harrisii (Tasmanian devil), 883 nucleotides long. RefSeq names its product late cornified envelope protein 5A-like. Gene Ontology annotation, biological process: epidermis development. The coding region runs from base 93 to 509 and encodes 138 amino acids. The transcript is spliced from 2 exons. NCBI's taxonomy places the organism in Eukaryota, Metazoa, Chordata, Mammalia, Dasyuromorphia, Dasyuridae. The record is from RefSeq and is a predicted model, not a curated record.